UGCUUCCCAUUUCAAAAUUUCUCUGAGCCUUAAUUUUCUGUGGUUUAAAUAAGCAUGACUCACAAUUCCAAAUUAAGAGCGAGCAAAAACCAGAAGCAUGAGACGUAUCACAGUAAAUAAACACAAGCUCCUUUUUUGACAGUAAACAAGUGACUGGUUGCUAUGGCAGUUUAUCGAUAAUAUUUGUUUCCCUUUUUUUCCUUUCAUAUAUUAAAAUAAGUAUUUAAUAACGUGUUAAGAAAGUUUCAUAAAUUUCAUGAAAUCUUUGCUUUUAAACUUUACGUUAGUUUCUUCAAAAUAGCCUUUCUAUUGUCGAAAGUAGUAUAGUAUAUAUUAUAAAAUUCUUAUAAAUAUAAUCCUGUGCAUUGAUUUGUCAGCAUGCCGAUCCCCGGCCUUGAACAUUUUCCUGUUGAAGAAUCUUCGUCAUCAUCAGGAGAAGGAAUCACACUUCUUUCCUUCGAUCUUCAGCCAUUUAAAAUACCUGAGUUACAUGUGUCUGGGAAAUGUCGCCAUAUUUCUGAAUUCAACAAAAUUUCUCACAUUGGAGAAGGGGCACAUGGUACAGUUUAUAAGGUUCUUGAUAUAAAGAGUGGAGAGGUGGUUGCCUUAAAGAAAUUGAAAAUUUCAAAAGAUGAAUUGGCGUGCAUAUCCAUAUACUGCUUGCGAGAAAUCACUAUUUUAAAGAAUUUGGAACAUUGUAAUGUUACACACUUUUAUGGUGUUGCUGUUGGAAAAAGUUUUGAAAGCACGUAUCUCAUUCAAGAGUAUUGUCCAUUUAGUCUUUCAAAAGUUAUUGAUGAUGAAAAGGCUAUUUUUGAUCAAUCUCAGAUUAAGGGCGUCAUGACUCAGCUUUUUGAAGGCUUAGCAUAUGUUCACAGUAAACAUAUUAUACACAGGGAUUUGAGUGUGACAAAUAUUUUAUUUACAUCAAGUGGUAUUUUAAAAAUUUCUGAUUUUGGUUUUUCACGAUUGACAUCAAAUGGUGAAAUGACUCCAAAUGUGGUUUCACGAUGGUACAGAGCACCGGAAAUUUUAUUUGGAGCUAAAACAUACACUUCAGCCAUUGACAUGUGGGCUGCUGGCUGUAUUUUUGCUGAAUUAAUUCAUAGGAAGCCUUUAUUUCCUGCUGAUACAGACAAUGACAUGAUUAAGCUUAUUAUUGAUACUAUAAGCUCUCCUAAUGAAACUCUUUGGCCAGGCUUUACUGAGUUACCGCUACUGAAAAAUUACGAAAUUCGCCAGCAAUCUUCUAACAGACUAAGGCAAAUAUUUCGUGACCAGCCAAAGACAUGCAUUACACUUCUUCACAAGCUAUUUUUAUACAACCCUGAAACAAGGUAUUCAGCAAGAAGUAGUUUACAACACACUUAUUUCAUGGAUGAACCUCAUGCAUGUUCUGAAGCUGCUCUUGUUCCUACUCUUCAAAUAUCAGAAACAAUUUAAGCUUCAAUGUUAAAAAGAAAUCGAAAUGUAAUUUUAUAUAAAAUUUAACCGCCAACAUGAAUUAUGGCACCAUUUGUAUAUAAAUAUUUUUUAAUUUUGUAUAAAGCUCAUAUCACAAAUGUGUUUAAUAAAUCAUUUAAUAUGUUUCA
This is a messenger RNA of Parasteatoda tepidariorum (common house spider), 1592 nucleotides long. RefSeq names its product cyclin-dependent kinase 10. Gene Ontology annotation, biological process: regulation of mitotic cell cycle; protein phosphorylation. The record is from RefSeq and is a predicted model, not a curated record. NCBI's taxonomy places the organism in Eukaryota, Metazoa, Arthropoda, Arachnida, Araneae, Theridiidae. Gene Ontology annotation, cellular component: nucleus. Gene Ontology annotation, molecular function: protein serine/threonine kinase activity; ATP binding.